AUGGUGUCCUCUUAUAUUGGCGCACUCUUUGUAGUGUCAGCCGCCGCCAGGUUUGCGCCUCGCUCUGCAGAACCCCCGAUGCGUCUUGCUGAUCGCCAGUCGGGCACCUUUGCAAGCAUUGAGCAGACGACUGACGGAGCCAUUCCUCGUUUCGACUGGGAACAGUCAUUCUUAACGGAUGCGACCAUCGGGCAAGCCUUAGCUUCGGUACCGGCAGACGCAAGGUCUCUCUUUCAGUUCGCUUCGCAUAACAUUGCCAAAGACGCCGUCCCUGAGACAAGCAGUACCUUUAACGGCCGUCAAUGCAAGGUCUUCCCCGGCGAUGAAGAUUGGCCGGAGGAGGCAAGCUGGUCGGCGCUCAACGAAAUCACUAACGGUGCUCUGAUGAAGCCUGUUCCCCAAGCGCAUGUCUGUUACAACAGUAGUGCAAGUAGCUCAGACCAGAGCGCUUGCGAUGCCUUGACCAAAUCAUGGACGGAUCCAUUCUCGCAGCUCGAGGACCCCAUUGAGUUGCUCAGUCCACUGUACCAAGGAAGUACGUGCCAGCCGCCUCAGAUCUACGAUAGUAAAGAGUGCACUCAAGGAGGCUACUCUCUCUAUGUUGUCAAUGCUUCGACUACUGCCCAGAUUCAGCUGGCGCUCAACUUUGCUCGUAAUACGGGCAUCCGAUUCGUCGUUCGUAAUACUGGUCACGACUUUGCUAUCCACCCAGAUCAACCUAUCGCUUCCGCCAACUGGCUUGUCACCACAGGAAAGAAUGUCAGCACUGAAGCCUUCAAGCAAGGGCUAAAAGCCUAUAUGAAAUACUUCCCACAAAACGCCGACAACAAUACUUAUGCCUACUGGAAGGUAUUCCCGUCGCCAGAUUCGAUCAUGAUGGACAUGUCACCGUUCUUUGCCCCUGGGAAAACUGUGGAAGAAGCCAAAACUCUCGUUGAUCCUUGGAUAAAGGAUAUGGCUGCGCUCGGGAUUGCCGUCGAGCCCAAAUGGACGCAGUACAACGGAUUCUAUGAUGCCUAUAACGGCUCUUUCCCUGUAGAGGGUGUCAACAGCAAUGGCGUCGCCACUACCUCACGCAUGAUCCCUCGCUCCAACUGGGCAAACGAAUCGACUUUCGACGAGACUUUUGAGGCCAUUUGGCAAGCGGUUGAUGAAGGCAUGGCGCUGAUCGGCUACAACAUGGCGCCAUCCUGGGAGAAGGGUGGACGCCCUGAUAACUCCGUCAACCCAGCCUGGCGUGCAGUGGGAAGCGAGUUCUUCAAGGUGCGCAGUGUUGAUGGUCUGCCGAACGAGAAUGGAAGGCUUUGCGUCAACCCGGAACCAACGCUUUACCAGGCUGAAGGUCCGGACUGGGUCCCAGAGUAG
Alternaria atra is the source of this 1365-nucleotide messenger RNA. RefSeq lists its product as uncharacterized. The coding region runs from base 1 to 1365 and encodes 454 amino acids. Gene Ontology annotation, molecular function: flavin adenine dinucleotide binding. NCBI's taxonomy places the organism in Eukaryota, Fungi, Ascomycota, Dothideomycetes, Pleosporales, Pleosporaceae. The record is from RefSeq and is a predicted model, not a curated record. The transcript has 4 exons.